Poecilia reticulata (guppy) is the source of this 1015-nucleotide messenger RNA. The record is from RefSeq and is a predicted model, not a curated record. NCBI's taxonomy places the organism in Eukaryota, Metazoa, Chordata, Actinopteri, Cyprinodontiformes, Poeciliidae.
CAUCAGACCCGGUCCCAUCAGAACCAGAUCGGGCCCAGUCGAGCCCAGUCAGCUCCAUCAGAACCGGUCCCAUCAGAACCAGAUCGGGCCCAGUCGAGCCCAGUCAGCUCCAUCAGAACCGGUCCCAUCAGAACCAGAUCGGGCCCAGUCAGCUCCAUCAGAACCGGUCCCAUCAGAACCUCUCCCUCUCUCCAGGGGAACUCCGGACUGGGCUUCAGCAUCGCGGGCGGAACCGACAACCCGCACAUCGGAGACGACCCGUCCAUCUUCAUCACCAAGAUCAUCGCAGGAGGAGCCGCCGCCCAGGACGGACGCCUCAGGGUGAACGACAGCAUCGUGUUCGUGAACGACGUGGACGUCCGGGAAGUCUCUCACUCAUUGGCUGUGGAGGCGCUGAAGGAGGCGGGGCCUGUGGUCCGACUCUACGUGCUGCGGCGCCGACCGCCCWGCGAGCGCAUCGCACAGGUCAAGCUGCUGAAGGGACCCAAAGGUGAGCAGAACCGGUGGUACCAGCAGAACCGGUGGUACCAGCAGAACCGGUGGUACCAGCAGAACCNGUGGUACCAGCAGAACCGGUGGUACCAGCAGAACCGUCUACAGAUUCCACAUCCCGUCAUCAUCCUGGGUCCGACCAAAGACCGGGUCAACGACGACCUGCUGUCYGAGUAUCCAGACAAGUUCGGCUCCUGCGUCCCCCACACCACCCGUCCCCGCAGGGACUACGAGAUGGACGGGCGGGACUACCACUUUGUGUCGUCACGGGAACAGAUGGAGCGGGACAUCCAGUCGCACCGCUUCAUCGAGGCGGGGCAGUACAACACCCACCUGUACGGGACGUCGGUGCAGAGCGUCAGGCAGGUGGCCGAGCAGGGGAAGCACUGCAUCCUGGAUGUUUCGGCCAACGCUGUGAGGCGUCUGCAGGCGGCUCACCUCCAUCCCAUCGCCAUCUUCAUCCGCCCGCGCUCCCUGGAGAACAUCCUGUAAGGAACAUGUUACCUGAGCUUUACCUGAGCUG